This is a messenger RNA of Anoplopoma fimbria (sablefish), 2958 nucleotides long. RefSeq names its product G protein-coupled receptor 137 (gene gpr137). Gene Ontology annotation, biological process: positive regulation of TORC1 signaling. The transcript has 8 exons. Gene Ontology annotation, cellular component: lysosomal membrane. Bases 180 to 1343 code for a protein of 387 amino acids. NCBI's taxonomy places the organism in Eukaryota, Metazoa, Chordata, Actinopteri, Perciformes, Anoplopomatidae. The record is from RefSeq and is a predicted model, not a curated record.
AGGCACUACGUAGGCCACACAACCCGGAAGCGAGGGAUUACCGUCGUCUGCUGUUGAUCCAGGAGCUUGUUGUUCACUUUAAACCAGGUCUCCCAUGUGGACCGUCUGGGCUGAGAGGGGGAAGGUUCAGCAGUUUGUUCUGUGAUGAUGGACAGUUAGUCAGUCCCGUCAGUACUCCAAUGGAAGCUCCGGUCACAGCCGCCCCUCCUCCCAACUCCUCCACCCCGCCGGUCCCGGUCCCCCUGGAGCCAGCCGUCGCCCCGUCGGUCGAGCUGGGCUUCACCAUCCUCUACACCGCUCUGUACGCCGCUCUGUUCCUGGUGGUGUACGCGCAGCUCUGGCUCCUCUUCCUCUACCGACACAAGCGAUGGAGCUACCAGAGCGUCUUCCUGUUCCUCUGCCUGCUCUGGGCUGCCCUCCGCACCACCCUGUUCUCCUUUUACUUCUGCAACGCCCUGGAGGCCAACCACCUACCUGCCGCCGUCUACUGGCUGCUCUACUGCUUCCCUGUCUGCCUGCAGUUCUUCACUCUCAGCCUUAUCAACCUGUAUUUCACUCAGGUGCUGUUCAAAGUGAAAGAGACGUAUAGCUCAGACGUGGACAGAGGAGUGUGGCUGGCGCGGUGCAUAUACGGUGCCCUGAGCGCCAUCUUCCUCGGUGUCAAUGUGGUCUGUGCGGCCCUCAGGGACAGAGGAGCCGGCGGCGGGUCGGGUGAGCUGACCUGGACUCUGGUCCUGGUUCGAGUCCUAAUCAACGACUUGCUCUUCAUCCUGGAUGCGGUGCUGCUGGCCGCUUUGCUGCUGCUGCUGACCAAACACUCGCGCUCCACCAGCCCCUACCUGAUCAGCAAGGGCACCACAGUGUGCCGCACAGCAACACUGGGAGCAGCAGUGAUCUUGUUGUUCGCCAGCCGAGCCUGCUACAACCUGACGGUGCUCUUUCUGUCACAGAGCCAGCGGGUGGAGUCGUUCAACUUCGACUGGUACAACGUCUCUGACCAGGCGGACUUGCACAGUGAACUGGGCGACAGGGGCUACAUGGCCUUUGGCGCCAUCCUCUUCAUAUGGGAACUGCUCCCAACCAGUCUGCUCAUCCUCAUCUUCAGAGUUCGCCGGCCGGCUCAAGAGACCAGCAGCAUGGCCAUCAACAACAGGGUCCUACCUCGUCCCUAUUUCUUUGAUGACCCUCAACGCAGCGAUGAAGAUGCACCUGUUCCAUGGGCACGCAGUUCACAUCCGCACUCAAGCUGGUACGGAGCAGAGACCGCUCCUCUCCUGUUUGCCAGCAAUCCUCCAGACCAGAGCCACCAGCACCACUCGUUCUACUCCACCCCCCAGAACUGACCUCCACUUCUCACCACUAUCAGGGUCUUCGUGUCCCUGAUGACAUUCUUCUGAAGGGCAGACCGCACACAGCUACCAGCAAGUAGUACCUUCCUCUGUGGACAGUUUUUUUUGCACUGAAGACCUCAGGAAUUCAUCAACAAACGGUGAAUAUGCACCUUGUAGUUUUGAAACAGAGAAUAUAUAGAAUUUCUUUUUUUCUUGGCUUAAAAGGGAAUGAACUUUGGUGGGAGAAGCCCCGACAGACAAAACAUUGUGCUCAGUGAUCUUCUCAUAAAUGAUAAAGUGAGAUAAAGUUACAAUGUGUUUAUUAUUACAGUGUGCUUAUUUUAAAUAUGUAAUUUUCCUAUUGUUGAUGAAAUAAGGUGAACUAGCUCUUACGAUUCCCUAAAAAUUGCACAUUUAGCUUUUCUAAGCAUUCCUUAUUGAACUAGAAAAGUGCACUCAGUAGAGUGCAAAUCUCCGCCAGAGAGUGUGUCUGAAUCGACCACUUCCAAGGACCAACGCCCUCUAGGCAUUAACGGGGUUGUAAAGCGUCGUAGAACACACUUCCUCCAAAAAGCGAUGAUGUAUGCAGACGAUUUGAGACGAUCUUACCAAAAACAGACUUCUACUCACCACAUUGUCUGCCUCCGUAGCAGCGACUGAGUGGUGGCAAUGUGCUCACCAGUGUACUGGUAGCUCAGUUAGCUGUAAGCCAUACACACCUUCUCAAACAAUACAAGUGUGGGAUUGUGGGCGCAGAUUAGCAACUGGGGGUCGGCAAUACUCUCUGGCCUCCGCCUCCGACUGGUAAGAGUUGAGAGCAGUAAGUGAGGAGUCAGCCAGCAGUCAUUGGCAAUAUGAAACGGGUAAUAAAAGGUGUUUUGAGAAAGUGGGAGUCACUUCAACCACGAGAGGUCCUUGAGCCUGCAGCCAAAACUGGCCGCACAAAAUAUUUUGCAGUUUGCUGCAGCAGAAUGCGAGGGUAGCCGUGGACAGACACAGAGAUGCACACUCACUCACGGAUGCACAUGACCAAUCGCGUGAUCCUCCUGGCAGAGGUAAUUAAUGUACAUAAUGUAGUUCAUAAGCUUCCAGCAUGUGAUAUAAGCCUUGGAAACAACCACUGACCAAAGAAAUAUGCAGUUUUGAAAUUGACUAAAAUACAUCUGAUCAACGGGUCACUUUGGUGUUCUGUGUCUUGAAGAACAGUAAUGUCUUUUGUCACUUUUGAUAAAUAAUUCCACAUAAGCAUUGUCUAUCUUCUAACUUCAGAGCAACACAUCACUGCAGGUAUUCACAUCUCGGAGUUGUUUCCUUUAAGGCCGGUGUCUGCUGUCUCAGAUUGUAUGUCACUUUUGCAAAGAGUUUUAUAAUUUUUAAUUUUAAAAGUUGCUUUUGAUUUCUUAUUCCCUUCUUGUGUAAAUUGUUAUUAGUUAUUAAUUAUUUUGAUGCAAGUUUAACUUAUUUUAUAAAAAAAUGCUUCUACCCUAUAACUGUAGCAAUAAAUCAAAUGUGAUUGUCCUUUAUGUCUUAACUGGAAUGAGGCUUCCUCAUAGCAAGUCGCUCAUAUUUCUACCCCAUGAUUGAUAUUUACUAUGUAAACAACAAACCAAUAAAAGAAUCUAAAUGA